ACUUUUGUAAUAUCGCUCAUUACAAACCUUUCUUCCAAUGUUUAGUUUAGCUCAAAUUUAUUGAUGAAGUUCCUUUCUCAGAAUAAAUUCUCUUACAUUAAAUCUGAAUUUGAUAUGAAUUCAUUUAAUCUUAAAAGGGAUCAAUUCUUAGAGGGAUUUAUUGCGAAAUAAACUAUUUUUUCGUUUCUCGAAUGUUGAUUCGUUUCAUCACUUGUUUGCGUUCGUAUUCAUCAGCUGCUUAUGGGAAAAUGCCGAGAGUCCUAAAUGUGGCAGAGAAAAAUGAUGCGGCCAAGUCGUUGGCAGCAAUGUUGUCUAAAGGACACUGCAGGAGAGUAUGUUAAUUCAAAUUAUUUGUAUUCUUUCACUCAUGAUCUAAAGAGAUUGUAAACAAGCGGAGAUAAGAAAAGUUUAAUUAAUAAAACAGCAAUUCGAAGAAAAAAAAUGUUAAUAUGGUAUUUUUUUUUUUAGAGAGACGGGCUAUCAAAAUACAACAAAAUAUAUGAGUUUGAGUAUAAUUUGUUCAAUACUCCAAGCACAAUGAUUAUGACUUCUGUAUCUGGUCAUCUAUUAACUUGGGAAUUUACUCCUCAGUUCACAAACUGGCGUUCUUGUAAUCCGGUUCAACUUUUCACUGCUCCUGUUUAUAAAAAAUGUCCUCCAGAUUUUGAAGGAAUUAAGAAAACACUUGAACGAGAAGUAAGAAAUUGUGAUAAAUUAGUCGUCUGGACCGAUUGCGAUAGAGAGGGAGAAAAUAUAGGGUUUGAAGUCAUAGAAGUUUGUAAAAAAGUAAAGCCUAAUAUUCCAGUGUACCGAGCUAAAUUUUCAGAGAUUACUGCAGGAGCCGUUCAUCGGGCCAUUAACAACCUAAUAGCGCCUGACGAAUUCACAAAUGCAGCAGUUGAUGUACGAUCAGAGCUAGACCUUCGAAUUGGUGCCGCUUUUACUAGAUUCCAAACUCUUCGACUUCAGAGUGCUUUUCCUCAAAGUUUGGGAGGCGAUAAUAAUCAAUUAAUUUCUUACGGAUCCUGUCAAUUUCCAACUUUGGGAUUUGUUGUGGAGAGGUAUAAGCAAGUUGAAGAUUUUGUUCCGGAACCGUUUUGGAAAAUAAGAGUGACCCAUGAGAACGACGGAUCUAGCGUUGAUUUUAGUUGGAAAAGAAAUCGUCUGUUUGAUUACGAUUUAUGUUUGGCUCUAUAUGAACAAUGUAUUGAAGUUCCCAUAGCUAAUGUUACUGACGUUAGAACUCGCCCUAAAUCUAAAUGGCGUCCAGUAGCAUUAGAUACUGUCGAACUUGAGAAAUUAGCUUCAAGAAAGCUUAGAAUUAAUGCUAAAGAGACAAUGAAAAUUGCUGAAAAAUUAUAUACUAAGGGUUUUAUAUCUUAUCCCAGAACGGAAACCAAUAUCUUUCCUAAAGAUCUCAAAUUCAAUGACUUGAUACAACAACAAACUAGAAAUCCAAACUGGGGAGAGUUUGCUUCUCGUCUUUUAAUGGAUGGUGCUAACCCAAGAAAUGGGCGAAAAACUGAUCAGGCUCAUCCUCCUAUUCAUCCAACAAAGUAUGCUGAUUCUUUACAAGGAAACGAAGCUCGAGUGUAUGAAUUUGUGGUGAGGCGGUUUCUGGCGUGUUGUUCAAAAGAUGCUCAAGGUUUUGAGACCACUGUGGACAUUGAGGUCAAUAAAGAACUUUUCACGGCUCAAGGACUAAUGAUAACAGAGAGGAAUUACUUAGAAGUUUAUCCAUAUGACAAUUGGAGUGAUAAAACCUUGCCGGUGUAUAAUGUCAAUGAUAGUUUUGAGCCCAAGUCGAUAGACUUGGUAGAUGGAUCAACGACAGCACCGCCUCUCUUGACCGAGGCGGAUCUGAUUGCUCUUAUGGAAAAACAUGGUAUAGGAACUGAUGCAACUCACGCUGAACACAUAGAAACAAUUAAGUCAAGAUUAUAUGUUGGAUUACGUGAAAACAAAUUUGUACCUGGAGAACUUGGUAUGGGGUUGGUAGAAGGCUAUGAUUCAAUGGGUUUUGAAAUGUCAAAACCACACCUAAGAUCAGAACUAGAAGCAGACCUGAAAGCAAUUUGCGAAAGGAGAAAGAAUAAAGAUGAAGUACUUCAAGAACAAAUAACAAAAUAUAAAUCUGUCUUUGAGGAAGCGUUUAGACAAGCUUCAAAAUUAGACAAUGCACUAGCUUGCUAUUUUGGUUCGGCUCAAGAAGUUCGUGAACAAGAUUAUAUACCAGAAGUUGUGGAGAAAAUUUUAACUUGUCCGGCGUGUUCAAGUGAUAUGGUUUUGAAGAAAAAAAAGGAUAAUAAAGGCUGGUUUAUAAGUUGUGUUGCUUUUCCAAACUGUAAAACAGUUUGUUGGUUACCGUCAUCUGUUUUGGAAGCCAAAGUAACGAAUGAUAUUUGUGACAGGUGCCAUUCAACAAAAUUGAUGCAGUUUAAAUUUCGACAAGGAACCGCUCCAAUGCAUAUGCAACCAAUUUAUAAUGGCUGUGUUGUCUGUGAUAAUGAACUAAAAGAUACUUUAAAUUUUCGAUUAUCUGAAUCAACUGUAAUCUCCCCUCCAAACGCUAGAAACAUAGCUACUCCAGUUCAAUCUGUUCGUAGUAGUCAACAGUCUAGAGGCAGUUCAUCAACAACUGAUAGAACUAGAACCGUAUAUCCGAAAACUGAUUUAAAGAGCGAACGAUCACAUGGAAUGAGAAGUUUUUUAGGUGCUCAAAAUGCCUCUCAAAAUUUCGGUAACGUUAGUGAUACUGUCGUUUGCAAUUGUGAAACAGACGCAAAGUUAGUUGAAGUAAAAAAAGAGGGCCCAAAUAAAGGGCGAAAAUUUUAUACUUGCUCAACAUCAAAUUGUCGAUUCUUUCUUUGGGCCGAUGAACCAAAGUCAUCGACUCAAAAUGAUCAAGUGAAGUGUAAAUGUCCUGCAAUUGCUAAAAAACUAACAUGCAAAAAUGGUCAAAAUAAAGGACGACCUUUCGCCGCGUGUCCUAACGAUAAAUGCGGAUUCUUCGAAUGGCAAGACACUGAUUCUAGUCAAAGCCAUAAUCAACCUUCCAGUCAAGGUUUUCAGAGCCAAAGUUUUCAGAGCCAAACACAAUCGAGAAAACCGUCUAUGAUUGGUAGAUCUAAGAAAAACUAUUCUGGUAAUACCACUCAGAUUCAGCAAUCGUCCGGAGAAGACAGGAGAUGCGCUUGCGGGGAAGUGGCCAUUCUAAAAGUCGUAUCAAAGAACAAUGCAAACAAGGGACGGCAGUUUUAUAGUUGCCCUAAGCGAAGUUGUAACUUUUUCGAGUGGAUUGAUGAAAAAGGCGAUAAUGAUAACAACCUGGAUGAUUCAGUAACAAGAUCUGCUAAAAAGCGAAAGUGUGGCUAUUGUAAUGAGCAAGGACACGAUAGAAGAAAUUGCCCACGUAAAACUUGAUAAGAAAAAACAAUAUAACUGUCAAUAAAAUAGAGCAAAUGUCUUUGUAAAUUAUAUAUUCCAAUUCGCUAUUUCUGUAUGAUAUAACUGUCGGAUUAACGUAAAUAAAUCUAUAAAUGGUGUUUUCUUGGUUAAGAACUGAAAAAAUACAAGACAUUAAAGUGUAUAUAAGUUUGAAAAAGAGAAUUGAACAUUUAGUAUACAAUGAGUUAUAUAGGGAAACGAUAUUAGAAACUAUUGGAUUAAUCAUGCCUUUCUGGUGUAGAAUAUCUUUAUAUUAGCUGAA
Molecule: messenger RNA, 3709 nt
Organism: Dimorphilus gyrociliatus
Lineage: Eukaryota; Metazoa; Annelida; Polychaeta; Dinophilidae
Source: the annotation of a GenBank genome assembly